This is a messenger RNA of Pristis pectinata (smalltooth sawfish), 677 nucleotides long. Its product is annotated as acyl carrier protein, mitochondrial-like. The transcript has 5 exons. Gene Ontology annotation, biological process: fatty acid biosynthetic process. Gene Ontology annotation, molecular function: acyl carrier activity; acyl binding. Gene Ontology annotation, cellular component: mitochondrion. The coding region runs from base 24 to 488 and encodes 154 amino acids. Lineage: Eukaryota; Metazoa; Chordata; Chondrichthyes; Rhinopristiformes; Pristidae. The record is from RefSeq and is a predicted model, not a curated record.
UGCACGCUGGGAUUCCGACCAAGAUGGCGUCGCGUGUGCUGUCUCGGUGCCUCCGCCGGUGGCCGCAACCUUGGGGCGGGCCAAGGACAGGCCCGGCGCUCGGGGCCCAGCUCCCGGCCCUGGCCGGACGAAACCACCUCCAUGGCUUCAGUGGGCAGGUUCCCGCCGCAACGCGCCCGGCUCAGAGGUGCAGUUUGUUGCAACAGACAUGUCGCCAGUAUGGGGAUCUGCCGCCUCUUACACUGAACAGCAUCCAAGAUCGAGUACUGUAUGUGUUAAAACUGUAUGACAAAAUUAAUCCUGAUAAGCUUUUAAUAAGCUCCCAUUUUAUGAAAGAUUUGGGAUUGGACAGUUUGGAUCAAGUGGAGAUCAUUAUGGCCAUGGAAGACGAGUUUGGGUUUGAGAUUCCAGAUGCAGAUGCAGAAAAGUUAAUGACGCCGGAAGAGAUUGUAACAUAUAUCGCAGACAAAAAAGAUGUAUAUGAAUAAGAUUUUUUUGUCCCUGAAGAAUCACAACAGGGUACUUGAUGUCGGAAGUGUGUGAAACACCCAAUAUGUUGACAGUGCUUGAAGUACAACUUACUGCUCUGGCUCUUGUUGUUUGAAACAAGUGAAAUAUCACUUUCUCAACAACCUUUCCUGAAGUCAGAUAAAGAAUAAAUUACUAUUGAAGACUUG